Molecule: messenger RNA, 4521 nt
Organism: Anopheles bellator
Lineage: Eukaryota; Metazoa; Arthropoda; Insecta; Diptera; Culicidae
Product: plectin-like
Exons: 4
Coding region: 63-4151 (1362 amino acids)
Source: RefSeq, a predicted model, not a curated record
CACACAGUAAACUGCUCGAAUCAGUAACACACGUGCAGCAUAAUAUUCGAGAGUGUAUUCAGAUGGAAAAGGAUACCAGAGAAAAGACUUCUCACUUGCAACAAGGUGCAUUGAAAUCUAUUAUGUUACAAGAAACUGGAAUCGUGGUUGAGGGAGAAUCGAAAAAGCUAUCUGAAGAAGUUGCAAAGGAACACAUGGACGAAGUAACAAACCAUAAGCAGAAGGCUAGAGAUAUAGCCUAUUCAAAGACAGACGAAAAAGAUACUAAAAACAAAAUUUCAGAAGCUAACAAGAAGGUUGAAGAAGAUGUCAAGAAACAGGCUGAUGAGGAAGCUAAAAAUGAAAAGGAGCAAGAAGCUAAGCAGAAGGCUGAAGAAGAAUCCAAAAAGAAAGCUGAAGAAGAAGCUAAGCAAAAGGCUGAACAGGAAAUUAAGAAGCAGGCUGAAGAAGAAGAAGCUAAAAGGAAAAAAGAGCAAGAUGCUAAGCAGAAGGUUGAAGAAGAAAUUAAGAAGGCUGAAGCAGCAAAGAAAAAGACAGAGCAGGAAGCAAAGAAGAGGGCUGAAGAAGAAGAUAAGAAGAAGGUUGAAGAAGAAGCUAAGAAACAGGCUGAAGAGAAAGCUAAGAAACAGGCUGACGAGGAAGUCAAAAAGAAAAAGGAACAAGAAGCCAAGCAGAAGUCUGAAGAAGAAAUUAAGAAGAAGGCUGAAACAGCUCAGAAGAGAGCAGAACAAACAGUUCAGAAAAUGGCUGAAGAAGAUGCGAAAAAGAAAUUCCAUGAUGGAGCUGACAGGGCAACUAAAGAGAAAAUCGACCAGGAACAAAAUAAGAAAACUAGAAAUGGGGAAAAAAACCAGACAGAGGAUGAAGCGAAGGCAACAGCAAAAGGCUCACGAAAGGACUAUCGCCAAGAAGAAUUAACACAGAAUACUAAGCGAGCUGAGACAAGUACUAACAAAACGGAGAAAGAGGCCACGGUUUCGGCUAGCAAGAGUACUAGAACCGAGGCCGAGGCAAUUGUUGAUCGCAAAGAACAAGCAGAAUAUGAGAUCAAACCGAGGGUUACCCCAAACAAUGGAGACGGUCCACUUAACAUACUCUUAACAUCUUUCCAAGAGUUACUUCUAGAAAUCAAAAGAAUAUUCGUCACCGAGCACAUUAGGAAUGAGUUCCACAGUGUUGUUAGCAACGUUAAAUCUAACAUGAUGGCUUCCAAGCAGUCGGAUCUCGGUGAUGACUUAUCUCUCAAGAAGCACCUUCAUUUUUCUAUUGAACAUCUGCUUAGUAUUCUUUCCAAGCACGAGCUUAAGUUGUAUUCCUCCGCAACCAUAAACAUCAUGGAAAGCAGUGUGCUUCAAACGCUGGAUUUAUUCGAAGAGCUGCUCCGGCAUGACAAUAUGGCUACUUCACAACAGUUCAAAAACAUUGCUUCAAUUCACAAAUCCAUAGUGGCUCUAUUGGCUGACAUACGACAAUGCAUUUAUCAAAAGAAAUCUGCUACUGCCGACACUGACACUGCUGCAUGCAAGACAGUGGUCGAGCUUCAACUUCUUCAGAAGGAUAUUGAGUACAUAAAGUUGAACACCGAUGUGCACAGGGAUGUGACAUCGCGGUCAAUUGAGUCCUAUUUUGGCCAAGUUUGCGAAACAUUAACUCUCCUACACUCUUCCAUUGUGGCAACAGUGGACAAACCAAACUAUUCUACCAGCGUUAAUCUGCUACUUCCUCUUGUUCCUCACGUACAUGAUGUGGUGCAAGAUUUACCGGCUCGCAGUGUCUCGGGCAGCGAAAUUGUAACUCCAGGUUUGAGGCACAGCUUGAGACAAUUGUACCGUGUGGUUUCAUCAGCGGCGCAACAGCACUCGGCCAGAGUGCGCAAUGAACGCGAAGUGGCAAUCGUGGAAGAGAUUAGGCGGCAUUUAUUAGCUCUAGACCGGGGUUUGAAAAGUUUCCUAGACUUGUGCAGCAAGACGGAAACGCAGAAGGAGCUCCUAGAAACGAUUAGGAAAAAUUUGAACACGCUUAAAGCGGACGCACGUAAUUUCAGGGCUCAAUGUCCCGUUAGCGCGCUACCUGAGAAAGAUGAUCUGUUGCUGGCCGCUUUUGAGCUGGUUAUCGAAAGACUGGCCCUCAAUCCUCUUCAGCUAGAUUCGAUAGACUACCUUCGGCUACUCGGCGACUCAUUGGCGCAGUUCUCUGGCCUCAUGCGAAGACUUAGCGCCGGUCCAGCGGUUUCCGAUUGGUUGCUACGUUAUCAGUUGCAGUUGUUGAAAAUCUUUGACACCAUCGAGUUUUGUCUCAGCGAGGAGCAGUUUAUCGUCAUUGGCAGCAAGGAAAAGUACUGCAAAACAAGCACCCAAGAGGCCAUCCAUGCUGCCAAGCAGUUGAUUACGCAUUACAAAAUUACGAGCGAGCAGAAUGCGUCCACGAGGAAAGAGUCGGACCAGUCCCGACACAUUCAGCGUCAAGGUUUGACUGAUACGGUGAACCAUACCUCAUCCUCAGAAGUGCGGUCCAGUUCCCAAGCGACUGCUCAAAGAGCCAUCCAUGAGGGUGGCCAACGUAGGCCACACUCACAGCAUCACCUCGCUGGGCGACAUGCCCGGACCAGGAGCCCGCUUAGCUUUACCGACGAGUACCCCGAUCGCACGCCGCGAAGCUCGUCGCGGUGCAGCCUAGGAGCACUGCCGUCUAAGCGAGGACCGUCGUUUGCGGUGUACCUGAAAAAUGUGUUCAUCGAACGAGACCACGGCUUCAAGCUGCUGUGCGUGGUGCUAGACGCGGAGAUCGACGUACGGUGGACGAAGGAUGCGAUCGAACUGCUCCCAUCGGCCCGGUACCGGAUUCAGCAGAAGAAUGGCCUAAUUACCCUGCAGGUUGAGCACGCCGACUACGAAGACUCGGGCGUCUAUGCGUGCCAUGUUUUCAACAACUAUGGCCAAUCGUUCAAUAAGUGCACGGUCGAGGUGUACGACACCAGCGAUGAUAUCAUCUGCCCGUCAUUCAGCAUACCGCGCAACAUGGACCACCGAUCGCCGAGCGCAAGUCGCCAGGUGACACAUUACACAGACAAAACAUACCUUCACCAGCUACGAUCGACCGGACGAUCGUCCGCCGCAAGCCUCGGUUACGAUCGUGUCAAAGCAAGAGACUCGUACGGUAGCCGCCCGGGAGCGGAAAGACACCCGGAUUACGGUUGGCGGCAGCAGUUUAGUAGUGAGGCACGGUCGCUGGGCCGUCGAUCCGCUGGUGGCCAGCAGCAUGUUCCGCCGUACCGGCCGGCCGGGCGUGAUGUGACGGCGGCGCUCGAGGCCAGUCGGCAACGGCGCGGCUACUACCAUGACCUGAUGAAGGCAAAAAGCGUCAUCGAGUACCGACAGAUGAUGCGCGACCGGGUGCAGCAGGAACUGCGACAGUCACCGAGCGUUCCGGAACCGCCGAGCCAGGGCUUGUCGACGACGGGACGAGACUGGGCGCGCAGGCGCCCCAGUCCGUCGGUGGGCGAGCACCGGGAAGAGUACGGCAGUGCUGCAGCGCAGUCCCGUAUCACGCAAGGUUCCAUGAUCGAGUGCACCUCGACGCGCGAAGACUCGAAAACGGUGCGUGACACGACGAGACACAGCGGGGUCACCCGGUUGGCAUCGCCACGGUCCGGUACCACGGAAGGAUCGCCGGCCACCGAGUUGCUCGCCGCUGCGACCGCCAACGAACCGGCCGGUGGCAAGCGUUCCCAAACCUUCCCGUACCACUACCGGAUGGACACGUUCUCGACACCGCAGCGCUACGACAGUCUGGGGUCGCUGCAGAUGUACCAGCCGAUCGUGCAGACGGUGCUGCGCGAUCGGAUGGUGAAGCGGGGCUCCAACCUGCUGCUGGUGUGCUCGUUCUGGGGCGUCAACUGUGCGGUCGAGUGGGUGCACAACUUCGUGAAGAUCGGCAACAGUGCCAAGUACCGGGUGUCGCGCCACCAGGGCAUGAGCCUGCUGGAGAUCUACGACAUCACGCACCACGAGGCCGGCAUGUACAAGUGCGUGGUGCGGAACGACUGCGGCGAGGACGUCACCAACUGCUGCAUCCUCGUGCUCGACCACAUCCGGCUGUCGUCGACGAAGCACACGCGCACGGAACGCCGUUCGCUGGCGAGGCGCUUCUAGGCGCGCAGUGUGUUGUUCAUUGUCGCAUCAUCUUCAUCUAGUCGCCGGAAGCUCAUCCUCGAUCCCUGGCCGUGCAGCGUUACGGGUCUCCAUUUAGUUUGUACGCGGGUUGUUUCGAUGUGUUGCGAUGUUAUUCGAUGUUACGCGCGAAUCGCGAACCCUGUUGCUUGUUUUACUUCCCGUUUAGUUAGUCUAUGUGUUUGCGUGUGUCCAUGUGUGUGUUGUGUGUGCGUGUUAUACAUGACUACGAACUGCGGUCGGCGGCGGCGGACCUGAGUCAUGGGGCUGGGCCACUGUGUGUCCUGUGUGGCCGUUCGCUAAUUCGGGGGCUGGUGCGAAAUCUGUUCUAGAAACCUACUCGCUCCACUCG